Cololabis saira (Pacific saury) is the source of this 1167-nucleotide messenger RNA. RefSeq names its product dehydrogenase/reductase (SDR family) member 7 (gene dhrs7). The transcript has 7 exons. NCBI's taxonomy places the organism in Eukaryota, Metazoa, Chordata, Actinopteri, Beloniformes, Belonidae. Gene Ontology annotation, molecular function: oxidoreductase activity. The record is from RefSeq and is a predicted model, not a curated record. The coding region runs from base 57 to 1067 and encodes 336 amino acids.
UAGGUCGCACAUUGCACCUUUUUCCGUGAUUUAAAGAGUCCACACAUUUCUCUCAAAUGGAUUGGUGCAUUGUAUCUGCACUGUGGUACGUUGCAGCACUCUUUUUACUGAUUCACUUCCUGUGUUUCAUUUUCGCGGAUGCAGAUUUAACUCUGCUGCGGGCGAGUCUGGCGGGACACAGGCCAGAGACCAAGCUGAAAGGGCUGGUGGUGUGGGUCACUGGAGCCUCCAGUGGUAUUGGAGAGGAGCUGGCCUAUCAGUUGGCGAGAUGUGGGUCACGUCUAGUCCUGUCUGCUCGCCGUGAGGAAGAACUAAAGAGAGUGAAAAGUCAUUGUUUAGAGAACUCCAACCUCGGUGAUGAGGACAUUCUUGUGCUACCACUUGAUUUGUUGGAGAGGACAUUGCAUGAGGAAAAAACGAAAACUGUGAUUGAGUACUUUGGGCAUAUUGACAUCCUCAUUAACAAUGGAGGCCGCAGCCAGCGCUCUCUGUGCUUGGAGACCAAGCUUGACGUGUACCAGGCUUUGAUGGAGCUCAACUUCCUUGGUACCGUCUCAAUAACCAAGCAGGUCCUGCCUCACAUGACAGAGAGAGGCAGGGGGAGUGUUGUAACCGUAAGCAGUGUAGUUGGCCUCGCUGGGGCACCCCUGGCAACAGGAUACUCUGCUAGUAAACAUGCUCUUCAGGGUUUCUUCAAUUCCCUUCGAACUGAGCUGACAGACUUUCCAAAAAUACUUAUCAGCACAGUGUGUCCAGGGCCGGUGCAGUCACACAUCGUCAACAAUGCCUUCACGGAGGAACUGAACAAGUCUGUGACCACAGUUGGUAACCAGGAACACAAGAUGCCAACAAGUCGCUGUGUGCAUUUAAUGCUGGUGGGAAUUGCCAAUGGUGUCAAGGAAAUGUGGAUCGCUCAGCAGCCCUUUCUACUGUUUUACUACGCCUGGCAGUACGCGCCCACAUUUGCCUGGACUGUCACAAACUUGUUGGGCAGGAAAAGGGUGCAUAAUUUCAAAGCUGGAUUGGAUGCAGACUCUGCAUACUUCACAAAACCAAAGACCUCCUGAAAGUCACGCCAUCAAGAGGAAAACCUUUUAUCAUAUACCUAAUGUGGGGAGUUUUAUUUUCUAAAGAAGAUUCUUACUUUUCUCUCAAUAAUUGCUUAUU